GUUACAGCGAACACCAGCUGCUCUCCGCGCCGGGCGCCGCUGCUCCGCCAGCGCUGCCGCCCUCGCCUGCCACCCGCCCGCCGCCCGCCCGCCGCCCGCGGCCCUUCGCGGCUCGGCGGGCCUCCCCUUUGUCCGGCCCGGCCCGCCAAGCAACGAGGUCCCGGUCCCCGGGCCGGCUGCCCGCGGCGCUCGGUGCCGGCUGGGCGCUCAGGGGGCGGGGGCCGCGACUUGCCCCCCGCCGAUGAGCCGCAGCGGAGCGCGGGCGGACGAUGGAACUCCACAUCCUGGAGCACCGGCUGCAAGUUGCCAGCGUCGCCAAGGAGAGUAUCCCGCUCUUCACCUACGGCCUGAUCAAACUUGCCUUCCUGUCCUCCAAGACCAGGUGCAAGUUCUUCAGUCUGACUGAGACACCGGAGGAUUACACCAUCAUCGUUGAUGAGGAGGGCUUCCUGGAGCUGCCCACCUCAGAGCACCUGAGCAUGGCGGACGCCACCUGGCUGGCCCUCAACGUGGUAUCAGGCGGUGGCAGCUUCUCCAGUUCCCAGCCCAUUGGCGUAACCAAGAUCGCCAAGUCAGUUAUCGCCCCGCUGGCUGACCAGAACAUCUCCGUGUUCAUGCUCUCCACCUACCAGACAGACUUCAUCCUGGUGCGCGAGCGGGACCUGCCCUUCGUCACCCACACCUUGUCGUCAGAGUUCACCAUUCUGCGGGUUGUCAAUGGGGAGACAGUGGCAGCUGAGAACCUUGGCAUCACCAAUGGCUUUGUGAAGUCCAAGAUGGUCCAGAGGCCUGUCAUCCACCCACUGUCCAGCCCGAGCAACAGGUUCUGUGUCACCAGCCUGGACCCAGACACACUGCCUGCUGUAGCCACACUCCUUAUGGACGUCAUGUUCUACUCUAACGGGGUGAAGGACCCCAUGGCUGCCGGCGAUGACUGUGGCCACAUCCGCUUCUUCUCCUUCUCCCUCAUUGAGGGCUACAUCUCCCUGGUGAUGGACGUGCAGACCCAGCAGAGGUUCCCUAGUAAUCUGUUGUUCACAAGCGCUUCUGGAGAGCUGUGGAAGAUGGUGCGGAUUGGAGGACAGCCCUUGGGAUUUGAUGAAUGUGGCAUUGUGGCGCAGAUCUCCGAGCCCUUGGCUGCUGCAGACAUCCCCGCCUACUACAUCAGUACUUUCAAGUUCGACCACGCACUGGUACCAGAAGAAAACAUCACCGGCGUCAUCAGCACCCUGAAAGUCAGCCAAGCAGAGAAGCAUUAGGAGGGCCUCUUCCACUCCCCCAGCCCACCCGCCAGGCCUGGGGUCCAGCCCCACCCUGAAGAUUCUUAUCGCAGUAUUUCUCACAGACUGGAAAAUCGGCCCUGGGGCCCCCAAAGAAGGGCCCUCUGGGAGUCACCCCCAAUUGCGGACCCUGCCAGGUCUAGGGCCGAAGCCAAGGCCUCCCCAUGUCCCCUGCCUUUCUGGACCCCCAGACCCUCCAGAGAACCCCCACCUCCUGCCUCCACAGCUACCCCAGAAGAUGGCUGAGGCCCAGAGAGCUUGUGAGCUGACCCACCUUCACAUCCCUCCUUGCGCACAGCAGGGGGCAGGUGCAGAAGGAAGCCGGCACCUCCUACAGGACACUGAGGUUCUGAUUCUCAGGUCAUCUUAGGGGGCUGGCCGAGCAGGGCUGAGCUCAUGGAUCCCCAGGAGGCCCCCGUGAGGGCAGGGGCUGGAUACUGUGGUUGCUGGCCUCGGUCCAUCAGCUCGGGGCUGGUUCCCACAGAGUGGAGGCCAGUGGGGGCCCUUGGCUCAUGUGCUGGUGAGGCUCCCACCAGCAUAGGUGGGGCCGGGAGCUGGGGAGGACCUGUGCCACCCAGAACCUCACCUGCCAACCACAGGGCCUGCGCCCUGACUCCCAGCAAGACUGCCAAGGUGCCCUGUCCAGACCCUCCCCAGUACAAGCACUCCUGGGUAGGGAUUCCCAGGACACCCACCAGCCUGGGGCACAAGCUGUCCCUUCUGCUUUCCCUGGACCCUACUCGGGCAGGUGGAGCCUCGGUUUCCCCCAAGUGGGAAUAUCCCCAGCAUUCUGGGCCUGGGGUUUCUUAGGUCCCCCCACCUCCCCAGCAGUUGACUAGACCAGCACAGGACUCCCCCGUUGUCCUGUCCCCUCCCCUGCCCCACCUGUAGGGGAUGUGGAAGGCCUCUGCCCCCAACUCACCUGUCCGCCCGCCCCUCAUUCUGGGGACUGUGGCAUUCAUGAGUACUUGACCUGGGAGGCAGCAUAUCUGAGCCUUAAUAGAGAAAAGCGUACCUUG
Messenger RNA from Manis pentadactyla (Chinese pangolin), 2299 nucleotides. RefSeq names its product cytosolic arginine sensor for mTORC1 subunit 2 (gene CASTOR2). Gene Ontology annotation, biological process: negative regulation of TORC1 signaling; cellular response to L-arginine. The transcript has 9 exons. NCBI's taxonomy places the organism in Eukaryota, Metazoa, Chordata, Mammalia, Pholidota, Manidae. The record is from RefSeq and is a predicted model, not a curated record. Gene Ontology annotation, cellular component: cytosol. The coding region runs from base 270 to 1259 and encodes 329 amino acids.